This is a messenger RNA of Atta colombica, 1461 nucleotides long. Its product is annotated as MAP/microtubule affinity-regulating kinase 3-like. Gene Ontology annotation, cellular component: cytoplasm. The coding region runs from base 1 to 1461 and encodes 486 amino acids. Lineage: Eukaryota; Metazoa; Arthropoda; Insecta; Hymenoptera; Formicidae. The record is from RefSeq and is a predicted model, not a curated record. The transcript is spliced from 9 exons. Gene Ontology annotation, molecular function: ATP binding; protein serine/threonine kinase activity. Gene Ontology annotation, biological process: intracellular signal transduction; protein phosphorylation.
AUGCCACCCGUUGCACAAACACCCGGAGAGCACGAGCAUGGGGUGGCGAUUAAGAUAAUAGACGUCGAGCAAGGCAAGAAGGAUUACGUGAUGAAGAACCUGACGAGGGAGGCGAAGGUCUUGUCAAUGCUGCAGCAUCCGAGCAUCGUCAGGCUCUACGAAACUAUCCGGUGCGGAUCUGUGUACUAUCUCGUGACGGAACUCGCGACCGGCGGCGACCUGUGCACACACAUUAAGGAGCAGCCGGCCGGUAAACUGGACGAGAACAUGGCGAGGCUCUAUGCCAGACAGCUGGUCGCCGCGCUCAAGCACAUGCACUCGAAAGGAGUCGUUCACCGAGAUCUUAAAAUGGAGAACAUCGUAUUGCAGGACGAACGCAAGGAACAGAUCAAGAUAGUAGACUUUGGUCUCAGCAAUAUUUACGCCAGCAGCGAUCCUCUGCGAACGCACUGCGGAUCUCCAGAGUACGCUGCUCCUGAACUCUUUGUCGCAGGUAAACGAUAUGGACCGGAAGUAGAUUUGUGGAGCCUAGGAGUCGUUUUAUAUGGCAUGACUAUCGGUCGACUUCCAUUUCUAUGCCCCCGCGACGAAUGGACGUCGUCUGAGGAACGUCGACGGAGGCUGAUGAUCCAAAUCAAUAGAGGCUUGACGUCGAUCCAAGAAAAAGCUAUGUACCAAACGUCAAUCGAAUGCAGAAAUUUAAUAAACCGCUUGCUUAUUCCAUCGGUUCGUGAGAGAAUCACCAUUCGAGAGAUUCUUGAUCACCCUUGGAUCCUCGUGACAUCGAAAAACAACUUUCAUUUUCACUCUGAAGACGACAUGAACAUUUCCAAUCAUGUCUCGAUAAUGAACGAGAUCGCGACGGCAAUGCGAACAACCACGGCUGCCGUCGAGGCUGAAAUAAUGAGACGAAAGUAUGGAGAAAUUGGUGGCAUGUAUAAUAUUAAAAAGCACAAAUUGUAUCAAGUCUCUACUAUUUAUCACUUACCAUCGCGACUUCUUCGAAAUUCUAUGUGUCAAACUGAAGAAAUUUCAUCGUCAACUACAACUAUCAGAAUGGCGAAAAGUAAUUUACGAAAUGGUACAUCCGGGAACUCUGACAAUACCAAUCGCAUAAUCGUCAUGCGACGCAGCCAGGUGCAAGAUCGAUCAGUCAAGAAAUCCUCAUUACACGGUUCCACGACGUGGAACUGGCGAUGCCGCUCCGGAAACGAAAACCGCUCUUCCGAGGAACGGAGAAAUUACGUAAAAUUCGACUUCCUUUUGCCCCACAUCUCUGAUCCCAACGAUUACGAUCACGUCGAUCAUACGGAGUCCCUUAUGUCAAUUUCUCCUUUCAGGGGAUUCGUUAUGAUACCACGAAUACCACGUCCUUAUCGCCCCAGUGUCGUGUGCCGCAAAUUACAAAAAUUCAGGCCGAUAAGCUUUCGAAUCGACGAUCUUAUAGGUGCCAUUCGAUAA